Molecule: messenger RNA, 2078 nt
Organism: Strongylocentrotus purpuratus (purple sea urchin)
Lineage: Eukaryota; Metazoa; Echinodermata; Echinoidea; Camarodonta; Strongylocentrotidae
Product: kelch-like protein 8
Exons: 9
Coding region: 147-1982 (611 amino acids)
Molecular function (GO): protein binding
Source: RefSeq, a predicted model, not a curated record
UAUGCCGGUACCGUACCCGGUAGAUACCCGGACCCAGUGAAGCGUUUCCCGUUAUUUUGAAAGAUGCAUCUCCCUCCAGGGCUGAACUUUAUCUCAACAUCCCCAGACAGACGUCCUACUCAUAGCAUCCUUUGUUACAACCGCUGAUGUUUAUCAACAUGGAUAAGGAAUCCAAGAUUACCUUGACAGCGACCAACAAACAAGGGUGGCCAAACAUGGCAAACUCAACCUUCAACACAUUCCGGCAGUCUGAACACUCCUUAUGCGAUGUCUUCUUGAGAGGGGACGAUGAGAUGGAACCAAUACCCGCCCAACGGCAUGUUCUUGCUGCCAACAGCCUUUACUUCAAUGCCAUGUUCGCAUCAGGUUUUGUGGAGAGUAAACCGGACCACAGGGAGAUCUCGAUCGGUGGGGUAGACACAGAGAUUUUGUCAUUUAUCGUGGAGUUCCUCUAUGUGGGAAGCUGUCGUCUGCCGAGUGGCACCAUGCGUCGAGUGAUGGACCUGCUUGCUGCUUCGAACAUGCUGCAGGUUGAUGAGCUUUCCCGUGCAUGCACUAUCUACCUUGAAAAGUGCUUGGACUCUGACAGUGCACUAGAGCUGUGGCUAUCUGCCGAGAGUUGCAGAGUGUCUGACCUGGCCGAGACUUUCAAGAAGUUUGUCCAGUCAUACUUUCGGUCGAUCAGCAGGAGCCAGCGUGUGCUUGAGCUGGAUCUUCAGGAUAUGGCGGCCCUGCUUGGUCUGGAGGAGGUCAAUUUAGGGAAUGCAGCAAAUGAAGACACUUUGGUUGAGCUACUUCUGAGAUGGCUAACCAAUAACCCCAAAGCUCUCGACUCGAAUCUGCUUCCUGUUCUCAGUAAGAUAUGUUGGAGUGAAGCCAGCCAAGAGUGCAAGGACAAAUUUAGAGAGAAGCUUGCUGAAAUCUCCAAGGACAGUUCGUCAGAAUCUUUCCAAGCUGAAGAGGUAUUUGAUAUCUCAAAAUCGUCAUCUUUGAACCAAAGUUUCAAUCGAAACUUCUCCUGCUCGGUGUGUGCUAUAGAAGGUCUUCAGAAUUCAAGGGCAGGACGACGUUGCCCACAAACCAGUUCCAUGGAGGUUGCAGACAUUGACAGGAGGACCGGCACAGUCCUCAGGCAGUGGUCCGGGGAGUUCAAGGGAGGGUACUGUUUCCUACAAUACCAUGGUAACCUCUAUGUAUCAUCCAACUCAUAUCACCGUGACAACAAGCAUAUCGAUGUGCUAUGCCUGAGUGUGGCUGACGUUAUGAAUGCCAAUCUGAAAGUGCCGAAGACUAGAAGUUGGGAUGUAGGGUCGGUGUGGUGGGACUUGUUUCACAAGCAAGAAUAUGCACAUGCCAUCGAUGAGGAAAGGGGCAUUGUCUAUCUUUGUGGGUGUGCAUCGCAUAAUUUUCCUGCCUUACCUAAACAGGUCUUGAAGCUGGAUAUAGAGAAUAAUGAUUGCACUGAACUGACCAGUUUGCCUGCAGUAAGAGCUCAUCAUACAGCAAUAGUGGUAGAAGGAGACCUAUUUGUUCUUGGGGGAGAGGAAGACUGGUCGUGGUCAGGAACAUAUAACCCUGUCUCAACUGUCCUGAAGUAUGACUGGAUGAACAAUGAGUGGAAAGAAGUCAGUCCCAUGCUAGACCCCAGAACAAAUGGAGCCUACGCCUGUGUUGAUGGCAAGAUAUAUGCAUCAGGUGGAUCGACCUCUGUAGAUCAUUCAAGAAAUGUUGAGGUGUACGACCCUUCUCUGGACAUCUGGACAAAACUGAGUCCCAUGUCGGUACCCAGGGACAACCAUAGACUUGUGGCAGUGGGAAAGUAUCUCUUUGCUAUGGGCGGCGAGUCGUUUACAGAAGAAGACGGUGCCUGUUCAUGGAUAAUCCUAAAUACGGUGGAAAGGUACAGCAUCACAGAAGGAUGCUGGGAGGCUGCUUGGGAAAUGGCAAAGUUCAGACAGGAGAUUAUGGCUUUCACCGUGUAGAACAGUGAUGUAAGGAAUGUCCACAAAACAAAAACAAACCUAGAUGGAACUUCGACUGCACGCAGUCGAAAAUGAUGCCUCCGUCAUAUAGCAAUU